This is a messenger RNA of Capsaspora owczarzaki ATCC 30864, 747 nucleotides long. RefSeq lists its product as hypothetical. Lineage: Eukaryota; Filasterea; Ministeriida; Capsasporidae. The record is from RefSeq and is a predicted model, not a curated record. The transcript is spliced from 4 exons. Bases 1 to 747 code for a protein of 248 amino acids.
AUGCUGUACGCCAAUGAGCCGCACCACUACCUCUCGACGAUGUACUCCGCCGACAAGUAUGGCGUCGUCCUCAACUAUGUCAUCAUGUCCAUUUUCACCACGCACCAUCGCAUGCUGCGUCAAAUCAAGAGCAUACACCAUAUGCGAAUCAAUGGAAACUUGAAGUUGCAUGGUGAAGACCCUUCCAUGGGCUUCCAUGGGUUUCCAUGGGCUUCCAUGAACUUUUAUUACGUCAUUCUUUUGAAUGUGACACCAUCCCUUGACACGAGCAAGUUCCAUGUUCUUGGUCCGCUGAACGUGACGCUGGAUGGAGUUGCACCGGUUAGAAAACUGCAAAACAUCUUUGGCAAUAACUGGCCCAUGCCUCCGAUGGGCCUUAGCCAUGUGACCUACUGCUACAUGGCGCCUGAGAACGAAGCAGAAAUUGCAGCCGUCGCAAAGAAACAAGAUGCGACUUUUCGAAACCAAGCAGUUUGGAAAGAUGGCAACAGAAUCGCCCGUCUGGUGUACCACAAGGAUGGAGCACACACCGAGCUGGAAGGCGAGGUCACCGUUCAACUCGUGAUCGAAGAUGUUAUCGAGGGGUUCCAUGAGGGCAAACGAUUCCUGCAAGUCAUCUACCAGCCCAAAUUGGAAGACCUGCCGGUCAUCCCCAGGCCCGACAGGUUCGACAGCGAUUCGAGCGAGUCUUCAAGCCAGCAAUCGGGCACCCUCGCAUUUACUCUGUCUCAAGUCAAGAAAGAGUGA